Molecule: messenger RNA, 966 nt
Organism: Scomber scombrus (Atlantic mackerel)
Lineage: Eukaryota; Metazoa; Chordata; Actinopteri; Scombriformes; Scombridae
Exons: 5
Coding region: 38-712 (224 amino acids)
Source: RefSeq, a predicted model, not a curated record
GUCAACUCUGGUGUUGCUCACAGUGGCAAUAGCAGUGAUGUCAGCUCAAGUUACUGUAACUCUGGAUGAAGAGCAAAAAAGAGUGGACGUUCCCCAUGGUUCCUCUCUGACUUUGUACUGCUCUUUGGAGGGACAGGGGAGAUUUCGAAUAGCCUGGUUUUUUAAAUGCUGUGGAAAUAAAACAAUUGACAUCAACGCCACGGUAUUUAACAAAUCCACAAAGACCUCCAAUGAGACAUCCAGCAAAACAAAGCAGAACUUAAAGGAGGAUCUGCCGAAACACACUUUAUCAAGUGUUACAUACAACGACAGUGGAUGGUACUUUUGCAAUGUCACAAUAGAGAUUCCAUAUUUAAAACAUUAUGAGAGCAAAGGAGCAGAAGUGAUUGUUGGAACAGGGAAGACCGUAACGGAACAUACAACUUACCAGACACAAGUCCAUGUGUCUCCCACAAACUUCUUUGAAGAAUGGUGGCUAUGGAUCUUGGUGGGAGGAUCGGUUCUCGUCCUGAUAGUCCUCAUCAUCAUAUGUGUCUUAAUGAGAAGGAGACAACAUAUAAGAGAGUUACAGACUCCUAUCUAUGGAAACAUGCGUCCCUCUCCUCGGCCUGGGGCGCCAGCAGACAAACUUAAGACAGUUUCUUCAUGUCAAAACCUUCGGACCCCAAAUCCUGGCAGGAAAUAUGAGGAAAGCAAAAUGAGAUACAAAUAGUGAAGAGAUGGACCUUACACAUAUCAACUCAUAGAGGCUGUUACUGCAGUGGCAUUUCUUUACUUUUUAACAUUUACAUGUACAUAUUAUAUAUAUAUUUUUUUUUUUUGGAAAAGGAUUCUCUUUAACUCUUCAACUGGACAUUCAUUUUAUUUGAUUAUUUCUUUUCAGGCAUGUUCAGUAAUAUGAGCCACUAGAUGGCAUUAGAUGCUUUAAAUUUGCAAAAAUGUAAAUUGUUUCGUUUUUUUGCUUAA